Molecule: messenger RNA, 1230 nt
Organism: Camelina sativa (false flax)
Lineage: Eukaryota; Viridiplantae; Streptophyta; Magnoliopsida; Brassicales; Brassicaceae
Product: la-related protein 1B-like
Cellular component (GO): nucleus
Molecular function (GO): mRNA binding
Source: RefSeq, a predicted model, not a curated record
UAGGGGUUGUCACAGCUCAUUCUUUUGCAUGUUACAGUGUCACAGCUCAUUCUUUUGCAUGUUACAGAGUCCCUCUCGUCAAUGCUUGUUUCCAUUUGCCUGUAGAUAUAUAUAAUAAUAUAAUAAUGCGCUUUUCUCUCUCUCUCUUUUGCUACUCAUUACCCUUCUUAAUAAUAUACCUGCAGGCUGGUGGAACUCCUUUCAAUUCUACUUCCAACACCAAUUCCACUGGCUCGACUGUUGCUGCUACUUCAUCUGACGACCAUACUGUUAAUGGCCAUAGGAAACCUUUUCGACGGAGUAACAACAACACAUCAUCUUCCACUAGUAACAUCUCCAAUGCAACGCCUGCUCCUCCUUUUAACACCAGAGAUCAGAAUCACAGCCAAAGGGGUGCCUUUUACGGUUCUGGAUCUUUCCGUACUUCUCACCGGAAUCGCAACACCAGCUCUUACCCUCGUGGGGAAGGCUCCUCCCACCAUGGAAACAGGCGCCAUUAUGAUCAUUGGGGGAACCAAAGCGGGUUUUCUCACCGUAACCAUACCGGGAGAGACAUGCACUUGCAACCGCAGAGGGGUAUUGGGAUGAUGAGACCGCACAUGCUCAUGGGGCCACCAUCUUUUCCUGCCACUAGUGCGCAAUAUAUGGCAGCGCCUCAAUAUGGUGGCCCCAUGCUCUACCCCGAUUAUGCACAGCAUGUCUUUAUGCCACCUCCACCUCCAGAGCCGAUAGGUUUAGUUGGACCCUUCCCACCUCCAUCGCUGUAUCUUUCUAGUUUUGAUGCCAUCUUGUACAAUAAGAUAUUGACACAAGUAGAAUAUUGUUUCAGUGCUGAUAACCUGAGCAGAGAUAAACACUUGCGGGAUCAGAUGAAUGAUGAAGGUUGGGUUCCUGUUAGAGUUAUAGCAGGGUUUAGGAGACUUGCAGAGCUGACCAACAACAUCCAGACUAUAUUGGAGGCGCUGAAAAGUUCACAAGUCGUGGAAAUUAAGGGUGAAACAUUGAGGAGGCGAGGAGACUGGGACAAGUAUCGAUUGCCUCGUGAGUCUUCAAAGUCCGGUCCAGCAGCAGCAGCUGGCGACAAAGAGAGAGGAAGGAAAAUGUGUUUAAUUUCCUUUUGCAAGCCUCUCUCUAUCUCUUUCUUUCUUUCCUUUUUUUUUUGUUGAGAAUCGGAUAGGAACUGAUUGUUAACUCAGUCUCAUUAGGAAAACAAUAAUAUGCUGCUCAACU